Messenger RNA from Microcebus murinus (gray mouse lemur), 2635 nucleotides. The record is from RefSeq and is a predicted model, not a curated record. Lineage: Eukaryota; Metazoa; Chordata; Mammalia; Primates; Cheirogaleidae.
CCGUGGCUGGUCCGCGGGCGGCGCGGCGUCAUGUCCCCGGGCAGCAAGGCGAAGACGGAGUACAUGAAGAGCUACCAGGAGCCGCGCUGGGAGGAGCACGGGCGCUACUACCGCGAGCUGCUGCACUACCGCUGGGGCCGCCGGCUGCUGGAGCAGGCGCACGUGCCCUGGCUCUGGGACGACGGCGGCCCGGCCGGCGCCUCCGACCACUGGGCGUCGACGGAGUCGCCGGGAGCCGGGGGCCCCGAGCCCCAGUGCAGCCUGGCCUUGCCCGCGCCGUCCGAGGAGCCCGCGGCGCGGGAGGAGACGGGGUCGCAGGUGCGCGGGUCCCCGGAGGAGGAGCGCGCGGACGCCGGGCACGCGGAAGCCGAGGACGCGCCUCCGCCAGCACUGCCUGUGAACGAUGUAGAAGAAAAACCUGAACAAACCAGAAAAGAGACUGAUAAAUUACCCACCAGUAUCAAAGCUCGACAAAGACGAAGUGCCUUAUUUGCCAGAGGAAAUAGGAAAGCUGUCAAAAGUCCCCAAAGAUCGUCAACUAAAGCAAAAGAAGAAAAGCGUCCGUUUGCUCUUUAUGGCUGCGGAGAAAAAAAGAUGGUUAUCGGCAGCCAAAAAACUCACAACGUGUGCGCGUCUGCCCCUGAGCAUGAGAUUCAUGAGUCAGCAUUACGAGCCAAGAACAGAAGACAGGUGGCAAAAAGGAAAUUCGCUGCUCAAAGCUAAUGUGCUCACUCUGCGGAUGCGGAGGACAGACAGAUGAAGUCUUCCACCUCAGCGAAACCCGUGGAUGGCAGAAUACAUGAGGUGCUAUUUGGCCAGAGCUUAAACAGUUGCUUGGACAGCUUCUUUUAAAAAGUGUAAAUGACAGGAAAAUCAAGAUAAGACAAAAACUAUCAAAAGAUACUAAAUGUAGGUUUAAGAAACCAACUGAUUAAGCAAGAGUUUUACUAAGGAGAUAUCUAAAAGAUUGUUUUAUUUUGAUAAAUACUGUCCGGCAGCAGGCCAGACAGCUGAAGCCAUAAACACUGGGUUAUUUAUGAAGAUUAUUAAACUUAAUUUAGCUUUUAUUUAGAUUGUGAUAUUUAAGAAUUAAGAUAUUUAAUCAAGAUAUUUAAUUUAGCAAUUAAGAUAUUUAAUUCUUAAAUAUCACAAUCUAUAUGAAAGUUAUGCUGAAUUAAAAUGCAAAUGAGUUUAUCUUCAUAAAUAUUCCAAUGUCUAUGGGCUGGGUGAGGGUCAUUUUUUCCCUUUUAAAUUAUCUAGGUACUUUUUAUAUAAUAGCUUAUAUAAUAGUUCAAAUACAUUCCAGUAGAUAAAGUGCCAACACAAUGUGUAGAAUAGUAAUAAAAACCAAAGUUUCUUUUGAAUCAAAAACUGUCACUUUUUUUUUUAUUGCAAGAUGUUUUUGUUUUAGAACACAUAACGCGCACUCUGUUACACUCUAGCCUUUUGGCGCACACCCACUGUGGCCUUCUGCCUCUUCAGCAAUAGCUGGUGGUGAUAUUUAGAACUUACAAUCUGAAAUUGCAUUUAGCAAAUUGAGAUUGUUUGGCCCAUUGGGGUGGGGACCAUUGUUAAGAUACCCACUAGCCAUGUUGCCCACCCCCACUUUCUUUUCUUUUUCUUCUACAGAACUUAACAAUAAUGAAGACUUGCUGUACAAUAUUUAGACUUUAGGUUGAAAUACAUUACUCUUUGAUUCCUAGCCAGUAGAUUUAUCUACACCUUAACGUGAGGGAACGGUGGUGUGUGGGUAGGCACAAAUGUCUGUAAAUAGUGCUCCUUCUCUUCAGCACAUUUGCUUUUGGGGUAGUAAAAUGGUUUUAAAAAAGACUGGUUUCCAUAAAAAAUGAGCGAAAUCUUGUGAUUCUGCAGAGACAGGAAUCUACUAGAAGGAUGUGUGCUAAGUUCUUUAUAAGUGAUAAGAAAAGUACUUUUGGCUAUGCCAACUUAGCACUUGAAUGUGUGUGAAUGAACAUUUGGCGUUAGAUGUGAGACUGGGCAUUUCUUUGAUGCUUUUACUCUGGGGUCUUUGCGUACGACAGUCAAUUUUUAGAACACAGAUUGGUUUCAUUUCAUUACACAUAAAAUCUUCAGCGUCAUCUUAAAACUAUCAAGUUUUGAAAACACAUACUAAAGUAUUGUGAGCUUUAAAAAAAUUUUUUUUUAAAUAUCUGCAUAGUUUUGAGGUGAAUUCUUUUACAUAGAGAGCUUUCCUAAUCACUCAGAUAUAUAUAUAUAUAUAUAUAUAAUAAGAGGAAAUUCUACAUGUUGUCCAAAACAACCUUGCUAGUAAUUCUAAAGAAUCUGGGGGUUAACUAUUAUUAAAGUCUUUCAACAUUGCAGGUACGUAAAGAUCACAUUAACAUGACAAUUAUGAUAGUGUAUAAUUGUGAAAAAUAUUCCCUUAACAUAACUUUUGCACAUUUGGUGUUAGCCAUCCAGCUCAGACAUUUGUAUUGCACCUGACAAUCUUAGGAAAGAUGAUGGCCUUAGGGAGUAGUUCAGGCCCACAUUGAUGCACUGCCUUAGAAACCUGACUCCUCUAGACUUUGAAAAAGCCAGACUUUCUCUUGUUUAGAAAACAGACUUAUAUUUAAUGUGCUUACUUCUGAAAACUCCAGAUGGGAAAAAACCU